UGAAGGAUUGUGACUUGGGCGAUGGCCUUUCAGCCCCGGGCUCCUCCGUGCCGAUGGGAGCAGAAAGAUCGGCUGCCUGGUCCUUCGGCCUUAAGGCGAGACAGUGGCGACGGUUUUGGUCUUGAUCCACAGGUGCGAGUCCUGAAGGAGAAGAUUGAGGCCGAGAAGGGCAAAGACGCUUUCCCCGUGUCGGGGCAAAAGCUCAUCUACGCCGGCAAGAUCCUGAGCGAUGACGUGCCCAUCAAGGAGUACAAGAUUGACGAGAAGAACUUUGUGGUGGUGAUGGUCACCAAGAAUAAAAGCGGCUCCGGUGCUCCCACCCCCACCCCUAGCGACGCAGCGCCCUCCACGGAGUCCCCACCAUCCUCUGCGCCAGCCGUGGCGCCCGCAGCAGCGACAGCGCCUGUGAGCGAGGAGCCCCCUCCCGAAGAGCCCGUGACCGUGGCCCCUCCGGAAUCCACCGUUGGCUCUGUUCCCUCUUCAGGUAGCAUGGGACGUGACGAUGACGCAGCCUCCACCUUAGUCACUGGCUCGGAGUACGAGACGAUGCUGACCGAAAUCAUGUCGAUGGGCUACGAGCGAGAGCGGGUGGUGGCAGCACUCCGGGCCAGCUACAACAACCCUCACCGCGCCGUGGAGUACUUGCUAACGGGAAUCCCGGGCAGCCCAGAGCCGGAGAGCGCCCCCCUCCAGGAGAGCCAGCCCCCAGAGCAGUCAGCCCCAGAAGGAGAGAACCCGCUGGAGUUUCUACGAGACCAGCCUCAGUUCCAGAACAUGCGGCAGGUGAUCCAGCAGAACCCGGCUCUGCUCCCGGCUCUCCUCCAGCAGUUGGGCCAAGAAAACCCGCAGCUGCUGCAGCAAAUCAGCCAGCACCAAGAGCAGUUCAUCCAGAUGCUCAACGAGCCCUUGGGCGAGAUGGCGGACGUCGCCGACAUCGAAGGGGAGAUGGGCGCCAUCGGGGAAGAAGCCCCCCAGAUGAACUACAUCCAGGUCACGCCUCAGGAAAAAGAAGCCAUAGAAAGGUUGAAGGCCCUUGGCUUCCCCGAGAGCUUGGUGAUCCAGGCCUACUUCGCCUGCGAGAAGAACGAGAACCUGGCGGCCAACUUCCUCCUGAGUCAGAACUUUGACGACGAGUGAUAAAAGGAAAAAAAAAAGAGUUUUAUAGAAAAAUCUUCUAUAUAAAUAUUGGUUUAUUUAAAGGGGCAUGUGUGGGGGCAAGCGGGUGGCGGCGGUUGGUGUGGUCUGAGAAGGUCCCGGGCCGAGCGUGUGGCUGGCUGGCUGGCUGGAGGGAAAUGCUCUUCUCUUGGAAACGUGGGCCGCUGCGGUGGUGGUGGGGGAGCAGAACAAACAGACCUCCCCCCAUGUCCGUCCCCCCCCCUCCCCAAAUAGCAGCCACCUUUGAGCCAAGCGGCUCCAUCCCACCCAAAAAA
Molecule: messenger RNA, 1430 nt
Organism: Gekko japonicus
Lineage: Eukaryota; Metazoa; Chordata; Lepidosauria; Squamata; Gekkonidae
Gene: RAD23A
Product: RAD23 homolog A, nucleotide excision repair protein
Exons: 8
Coding region: 22-1137 (371 amino acids)
Biological process (GO): proteasome-mediated ubiquitin-dependent protein catabolic process; nucleotide-excision repair
Cellular component (GO): nucleoplasm; cytosol
Molecular function (GO): polyubiquitin modification-dependent protein binding; ubiquitin binding; proteasome binding
Source: RefSeq, a predicted model, not a curated record